AUGUCUGCCUGGUCCUGGCUUUACCUAUACCCGGUGGUACCCGUGACCGUCCUCGCCAUCGUUCUCCCCGUCGUCAGCUUUGCCAGCACAAUCGUUCUGCCGGCGGCCUUGACUGCCGAUGACGGGAGCAAUAACAACAACAGCAGCAGCGGCCGAGUCCUCGUUUUCGCCCGGCGUCGACCUCUGCUCGUCGCCAGCCUCGUGCAGGCCCUAAAUGCCGGCCAGGUUUUGUUGGCGGUUGUCCUGGCCGUCUUGUUCUUGGAGCGCACGGCCCCGUCGGCGGUCCGCGCGUGUGUGGUGGGCACCGCCUGGCAGCACCUGUUUGCCACCAAGAACGCAGCCGUCGUGCGCCGCAUCCAGGACGCCCUCGACUGCUGCGGGUUCAACUCGGUGCGGGACCGCGCGUGGCCGUUUGCCGAAGACAUUGGCCGCGGCGGCGGAGGAGGUGGCGGCGGCGCGGCGUGUGCCGAGCGCUUUGGUCGGACGCAGGCGUGCGCGGCACCGUGGACGGCGGCUCUAGAGAGAACGUCGGGCGUCGAGGGCGGCGUGGCAGCGGGCGUGCUGCUGCUGCAGGCGGUGCUGUACUUUGCGGCGCCGUGGGUGGCUGCCGCGCUUCGGCAGCGGCAGCGGCAGCAGCAACAGAGCCAGCGACACCGAAACACACAGUCAUCGCCGUCGGAGAGCGGCUGGACGCGGCUCUUGCUGCCGUUUGCGGCCGGCGAAGCCUUGCAAAGGGGAAGGAACAACAACGACAACAACGACGGCAUUCGCCGGCCGCUCCUGGGCACUGGGCAUGGCGACAAUGGCCCAGGAGACGGCCACGGCGCACACCCUCCGCCGAAUGGAGGUUACGUCUACGACGAAGACAACAACGCGGAUGAACAGCCGAAUGGGGACGGAGGCGACGCCGGCAAUGGCCACGAGAACAACCGCAACGGCGAGACUGUGGACGAAGAGCAAGCUCGUCCGGCUGGCCAAAAUGAACAGUCGCCCAGCCAAUAUGGCAGCAUUGCACCGCACGAUGCGUGGGGUGCGGAGUGA
Molecule: messenger RNA, 1041 nt
Organism: Sporothrix brasiliensis 5110
Lineage: Eukaryota; Fungi; Ascomycota; Sordariomycetes; Ophiostomatales; Ophiostomataceae
Exons: 2
Coding region: 1-1041 (346 amino acids)
Source: RefSeq, a predicted model, not a curated record